AUGGACAGCAAAACCAUAGGUAUAUUAGGAGGUGGCCAACUAGGUCGUAUGAUUGUUGAAGCCGCCCACAGACUCAACAUCAAAACUAUUAUUUUAGAUGCCCCUCAAUCACCAGCCAAGCAAAUCAAUGCUCUUGAUGAUCAUGUUGAUGGAUCUUUUACUGAUUAUGAAUCUAUUGCCAAAUUAGCUGAAAAAGUCGAUAUUUUAACUGUUGAAAUUGAACAUGUUGAUGUUGAUGCUUUGAAAAAGAUUCAGAAGAAGUUUCCUCAAAUUGGAAUUUAUCCAUUACCUGAUACUAUCAAAUUGAUUCAAGAUAAAUAUUUGCAAAAGGAACAUUUGAUAAAGCAUGGUAUUGCAGUUACUGAAUCUCAAGCAAUUACUGAAAAUACCACUGAUAAUUUAACUAAAGUGGGUCAACAAUAUGGCUAUCCAUUUAUGUUGAAAUCGAGAACUUUGGCAUAUGAUGGAAGAGGUAACUUUGUCGUCAAAGAUGAAUCAUAUGUCAAAAAGGCAUUGGAGUUUUUAGCUGACCGUCCAUUGUAUGCUGAGAAAUGGUGUCCUUUUGCUAAAGAAUUGGCAGUUAUGGUGGUUAGGUCAAUUGAAGGUGAAGUAUUUUCUUAUCCUACUGUUGAAACCAUUCAUCAAAAUAAUAUAUGCCACCUUGUUUAUGCACCUGCAAGAAUCAAUGACACUUUAGCUGAAAAGGCAUCAAUAUUGGCCCAAAAUGCCGUGAAGUCAUUCCCUGGUUGUGGUAUAUUUGGAGUUGAGAUGUUUUUAUUAGAAAAUGGUGAAUUAUUAAUCAAUGAAAUUGCCCCUAGACCUCAUAACUCAGGACAUUAUACCAUUGAUGCAUGUGUUACUUCACAAUUUGAGGCCCACGUCAGAGCAGUCACUGGAUUACCUAUGCCUAAAGGUUUCACUGAUUUUGCAACUACAAUCACCAAUGCCGUUAUGUUGAAUGUCUUGGGUGACAAAGAGACUCCAAAUAAGGAAUUGGAAACAUGCCGUCGAGCAUUGGAAACUCCUCAUUCAACCGUAUACUUGUAUGGCAAGACCACUAGACCUGAACGUAAAAUGGGUCAUAUAAACAUUGUCACUCCAUCAAUGGAUGAUGCUGAGAAUAGGCUUGCUUACAUAAUGGGAAAGAGUAAUGACAUCCCUGCAUCACUGCCAAAUGGCGAGAAACAACAACCAUUAGUUGGAAUUAUCAUGGGCUCUGAUUCAGAUUUACCAGUAAUGGCAGUUGGUGCACGUAUUUUGAAACAAUUUGGCGUGCCAUUCGAACUAACCAUUGUUAGUGCUCAUCGUACCCCACAUAGAAUGUCAAAAUACGCAAUUGAAGCAGCUCAACGUGGAUUGAAAUGUAUCAUUGCUGGGGCUGGUGGUGCUGCUCAUCUACCAGGUAUGGUUGCGGCAAUGACUCCAUUACCAGUGAUUGGUGUUCCUGUAAAAGGAUCAACUUUAGAUGGGGUUGAUUCAUUGCAUUCAAUUGUACAAAUGCCAAGAGGUAUCCCUGUGGCUACUGUGGCUAUUAACAACAGUACUAAUGCUGCAUUAUUAGCAGUAAGAAUCUUGGGUGCUGUUGAUCCCAAAUGGUUGAAUAAAAUGAGCAGUUAUAUGAAUAAUAUGGAGGAGGAAGUAUUGAAGAAAGCUGAAGUUGUUGAAGAAAUUGGUUACGAGGAUUAUCUUACUGAUAAAUUGAAAAAGUAA
Lodderomyces orthopsilosis Co 90-125 is the source of this 1710-nucleotide messenger RNA. It is a transcript of the gene ADE2, whose product is annotated as phosphoribosylaminoimidazole carboxylase. Gene Ontology annotation, biological process: 'de novo' IMP biosynthetic process. The transcript has a single exon. Gene Ontology annotation, molecular function: ATP binding; metal ion binding; phosphoribosylaminoimidazole carboxylase activity. The record is from RefSeq and is a predicted model, not a curated record. Bases 1 to 1710 code for a protein of 569 amino acids. NCBI's taxonomy places the organism in Eukaryota, Fungi, Ascomycota, Pichiomycetes, Serinales, Debaryomycetaceae.